Messenger RNA from Heteronotia binoei (common prickly gecko), 2078 nucleotides. RefSeq names its product major facilitator superfamily domain containing 5 (gene SLC61A1). The coding region runs from base 159 to 1517 and encodes 452 amino acids. Gene Ontology annotation, cellular component: membrane. Gene Ontology annotation, molecular function: molybdate ion transmembrane transporter activity. NCBI's taxonomy places the organism in Eukaryota, Metazoa, Chordata, Lepidosauria, Squamata, Gekkonidae. The transcript has 2 exons. Gene Ontology annotation, biological process: molybdate ion transport. The record is from RefSeq and is a predicted model, not a curated record.
UGCUAGUGCGGUUCUUCCGAGUCGGCUAGGCGGUAGCGGAAGUGAGGGGUUGAAGGCAACGUGAGCGAGCUUGAAAGGAGAGGCUGAGCGGAGUGGGAGACCCAGGCAGGUCGGUGGAGGGGAGGACUGGGGGAACGCACAUGAUGAUUUGAAGCACCAUGCUGGUCGCUGCCUAUGUCGCUUUUGCUUUCCUCCUGGUGAUAUGCAUCAGCCUGGAAUUGUCUGCCUGCCGUUCCAGGCUCACCGGCAGGUCUUGCUCCAACCCAGCUUUCUUGCGCUUCCAGGUGGAUUAUUACCAGGUCUAUUUCUUGGCUCUUGCAGCUGAUUGGUUGCAGGGACCUUACCUUUACAAACUGUACCAGCACUAUCACUUUCUGGAAGCUCAGAUCGCCAUCAUCUAUGUCUGUGGCUUUGCCUCCACGGUGCUGUUUGGGCUGGUCUCCUCUUCCCUCGUGGACCGCUUGGGCCGCAAGAAAUCCUGCAUCCUCUUCUCCUUAACAUACUCGGUCUGCUGCCUUACAAAACUCUCUUGGGAUUAUUUUGUGCUUAUCAUUGGGAGGAUAUUGGGAGGGCUCUCCACCGCCCUGCUGUUUUCUGCCUUCGAAGCCUGGUACGUGCACGAACACGUGGAGCGCUAUGACUUCCCAGCGGAUUGGAUUCCUGCUACUUUCUCAAAGGCAGCCUUCUGGAAUAGCGUCAUCGCCGUUGGAGCAGGAGUAUUGGCCAACGUCUUUGCCGAAUGGUUCGGUUUGGGCCCAGUGGCCCCGUUCAUGGUCUCCAUCCCCUUUCUCGUGAUGGCUGGUGUCUUGGCUAUGAAGAACUGGGACGAGAAUUAUGGCAAGAAGCGGGCACUCUCCAAGACUUGCACUGAUGGCUUGAAGUGUCUCCUCUCCGACCGCCGAGUCCUGCUCUUGGGCACCAUCCAAGCCUUGUUUGAAAGCGUCAUCUACAUUUUCAUUUUCCUCUGGACACCUGUCUUGGAUCCUCACGAUCCACCACUGGGCAUUGUCUUCUCCAGCUUCAUGGCAGCCAGCAUGGUGGGCUCAUCGCUGUACCGCGUUGCCACCUCCAAGAAAUACCACCUCCAGCCCAUGCACAUACUUUCCCUCUCAGUCUUGAUCGUUUUCUUUUCCCUUUUCAUGCUGACUUUCUCAACCAACCCUGGUCAGGAGAACCCCCUGGAAUCCUUCUUAGCCUUCCUCCUCAUUGAGCUCUCUUGUGGACUCUACUUCCCUUCCAUGGGGUUUCUCCGGCAGAAGGUGAUCCCCGAGAAGGACCAGGCUGGAGUGAUGAAUUGGUUCCGCAUUCCUCUCAACCUGCUGGCCUGCCUCGGCCUGCUUAUCCUCCAUGACAGUGACUACAAGACGGGUACCAGGAACAUGUUCACCAUCUGCUCUGUCAUGAUGGUGAUGGCCCUUCUGGCAGUCGUAAGCCUUUUCACUGUGGUCCGUAACAAUGCAGAACUCAGGAUGCCCAGCCCGGCGGGUCACACGGAGGCCACUUCUCCUGAGCUCUGAUCUUGUGCAUUGAGAUGCUGCACUUGGGAAACAGACUUUGGUGCUUAGCCAUAGUGCAGUUGUCUUUUACUGGUUGACAUGCCAGUAGAGGGUAUUGGAGAGGACUCUACAGAGAAUUCAGGGCCUCUGCUGAAUACUGUGUGUUUUCCAUAAGGGAGGAAUCCUUUAAAAAAAAAAAGGACCAAACUUUUUGUGUUGUCAUUGCUCUUUCCUAUAAAGUUGGUCCACUUCAGACUGCUUGGUCAAAUCUCUCGCAAAUGUCGCUUUCUUCUCUGCACUUUGGGAGUUCUUGAUUCCAAGAGCUUCUUGACUUCUGCUAGUAGACCCCAGGGGGCUGUCUCCUACCGCUAGCUCCUGUAGUGGUCAAGAGGAUAGGUGGUGGUAAAUUAAAAAGACACAACCUCAUUUUUAAAAGAAAGAAAGAAAGAAAAUUACAAUGAGCAGCAGGGGUGAUAGGUAUCAAUAUUUAUCAGUAUUGGACUGGGUUACAAUAUCAGCCAGAUUCCAUGUUGUCUAUCCUGUGCUUUUUUAAAAUCAUAAAAAUAAAAUGUAUAAACCAUU